AUGGAUAACGAUAAACAAACAUUAACUUUUAAUCAACCAUUGAAAGAUGAAACAAUCAAAUUACAAAACGAUAGAUUAAUAACUCGGAUUGAACAUUUAUCUACAGAAUUGUUUGUUACAAUAUUUGGCUAUCUUCAUUGUUAUGAUAUCUAUGAAGCAUUUUCAAAUCUUAAUUAUCGUUUUCAACAACUUCUCAAUUCUUCAUUUUAUUUUUAUGAAGUUAGAUCUAAUAAGGCAACAUUUAUUGAAACAUUUACAAAUAACUAUCAACAAUUUCUUCUUCUUAAUAGUGGUAACAUAUUUUCCAUGCGAUUAUGGGCAUCGUUAGAAAAUGGUCAAUUCUUAUUGUCACUUAUUACCGAUUCGUCAAUGAGCUCGCUCCAAUCACUUCAUAUCUCUUAG
Messenger RNA from Rotaria sp. Silwood1, 402 nucleotides. The record is from the annotation of a GenBank genome assembly. NCBI's taxonomy places the organism in Eukaryota, Metazoa, Rotifera, Eurotatoria, Philodinida, Philodinidae.